AUGUAUCUCCAGGUGCAUGAGUCGAUCGAUCCAUUCAUCAAGUUAACAACUCCGAAUUCGAACAGACACUAUCAACGUCGUAUGGGCGAUGCGGUGGAGUUGGUUGUUAACGUAGACGCGUAUCCUUCGACUGAACUAAAAUGGGUCGAUGCACGUGGCAACGAAAUUCCAACGAUUUUGUGGCUGCAUGGAAGACUCAAGUUAUCAGCUAACAAUGCAUGUUGUAAGCCAACAUUGAAAAUCAACAGUUUGGAUUUAAACGACAUGGGAAUAUAUUCUAUCCAGGCUAGCAAUCGGUAUAAAAAGGAAGCUUUGAACUUUACGUUGGAAAUAGUAGCUGAACCGAAAGUGUACAUGAACAUAUCGAGCUCGAACUACUUCAAAAAUCAGGUGGCAAAGGCAGAAUGCUACGUGGAAGCGUUUCCGAAGCCGAAUAUUACCUGGAGUUACCGCAAGUGCCCUAAUUACCCUUCUUGCGACGAUGGUACUCUCGAGCAUGUAACGAACUCCAGGGAAAACGGAAACGUGACUCAUCUGCUCUCUACGCUAUCGGCGACCCUUGAUAUGUACGGCGAAGUUAUCUGCAGGGCGUGCAACAUUGUUGGCUGCGGAAAUGUCACCGAAAACGUGUACGUUUCCGACGAAGUCGGCGAGUUCGGUGUCAUACUCGUGAAACACCUCGUGAUAGAAGGCGACGACUGGGAGCUGAUCUGCGCUGCUUCGGUUCGCACUUAUUCGGACAACUUUGAUUGGAGCAGCGAAAGUGGUCCAAUUGUACAAUCUGGUAGUUUCAAUAUUCACGCUAAGUUCGCGUUAAAUAAUUUACUUGUCUACAAUUAA
This is a messenger RNA of Megalopta genalis, 840 nucleotides long. The record is from RefSeq and is a predicted model, not a curated record. NCBI's taxonomy places the organism in Eukaryota, Metazoa, Arthropoda, Insecta, Hymenoptera, Halictidae.